GCUUUCUACUAUCAUCAUUCAUUGCAAGACCAAAGUAACAGUCAACUAAAGUAAUCAUUCAAUGGAUACUGUCAGCAUGUUUCACAGUGCAAGUAAUUUUGCCAUUUAUGGUGGUAAUUUUACAGUCAUAUCAAGUGACGAGACCACUAAGAUCUAUCAGUGGCUUAAUGCUCCAGAUUGCUCUGCCAAUUAUGUGACUGCAGCAGACAAAAAAUUACCAGGCACUGGCCAAUGGAUAUUUGACCUUGAUGAAUAUAAGAGCUGGAAAGCUGAGCCUGGUGUAUUGUGGAUUCAAGGAUCAGCUGGAUCAGGAAAAACUGUUUUGAUAACCACAAUUUCCGAAGAGAUACAACAAAGUAACCCAAAUGCUGUCUGGUAUCAUUAUUUUGAUACCCGGGAUAAUAGUGGUCUGAAAAGCACAUACCGUGGGUUCUUGUUAUCCCUUAUCAAGCAACUGGGAAUAGGGAAUGAAGGAGUCAAUCCUGCACUCUAUGCUCUCUAUAAGUUAAAAAAAUUCACUGGCAUCACAGCUGAAGAACUUCACAAACUGCUCAAAACCAUGAUCAAAGAGAGAAAUACUGGAUACAUUGUUGUUGAUGCAUUGGAUGAAUGCAAAGAGGCAGAUGAGGUAAUGAAGUGGUUGUCUGCAUACUCAGGUCAACUGUGGAUCCUUGUGACAAGCAGACUCCAAGCAAACUCAUUUGGAAAGGAGGUUACAGAGAUCACACUUCAUGGGGGAGAGUCACAAAUCAAUGAGGAUAUAGAAUUGUAUCUCAAGUCAAAAAUUGAUACUAUUACAAGGUUCAAAGGCAAAACUGGGGAUCAUAUAAAGGAAUCAUUGAGAAAUGGUGCUCACGGGAUUCCGUUGGGUUCAUCUGCAAAACCUGUUUUUUCGGCUAAUUCUCCGAAAGCAGCUGAGAGCGCUUCCCAGCAGCCAAAGCACCCAGAGCAAGGUUUUGCAGAUGUUGAUUGCCAACUUGGAGAAGUGCAGAAAUGUACUACAACACCAAGUGUGAUGAGGGCCCUGGGUAAACUACCCAGAAACCUGGAGGAAACAUACCAAAAAGCUCUAGAAAGGUGUCAAAAAGAGGGACAUGCAGAAGAAGCACAACAGUUGCUUUUAUGGUUGCUCUAUGCAUAUCAGCCAUUGACAAAAAAGCAAUUCAGUCAAGUAUUUGCAGUUGAUCUUCAAGAGCAGGUUAUUCAUCCUUCCAUGGAAUUCCAAGUUGAACUGGUCAUUGACUCCACACUUGUGACUGUGGGGCAGAACAAUAUUGUCCAACUUGCCCAUGCAUCAGUUAAGGAGUAUCUCAUUUCCCAUUCUCUACAAAAUCAGACCAAAGACCUGUUGGAAUUGAAUGAACAAUUGGCUCAUGACAUCAUGACCCAAACAACUAUCAUCUACUUGAUGCAAACAGAACACAUUAGAAUGACUAUUGAUAACAGUUCUAUUGCUUAUUACAGUGUGAAGAAUUGGCUCUCUCAUGCAUCAAAGGUGGAAGAGUACAAGUUGAAAGGCAAAGCCCAAAACUUGAUACAAAGGAUGUUAGACAAUGACAGCAUGCAUUUUGGAAGAUGGAAAAAAGCAUACAGAUCUAGGAAAGGAGGAACACCAUUAUAUUAUGGAGCAUUGAAUGGCUUGUGUGAGGUAGUUCAAAAGCUUAUUGAUGAGCUAGACCUGGAAACUGCCAAAAUAUAUAUAAAUACAGGUGGUGGUGAACAUGGAAAUGCACUCCAAGCUGCCUCAUAUUCUGGGAAUAAGGCAAUUGUCAAGAUGCUACUGGAGAAGGGUGCAGAUGUCAAUGCACAAGGGGGGAAAUAUGGAAAUGCACUCCAGGCAGCUGUAUUCAGAGAAAAUGCAGAAAUUGUACAGUUGCUGCUGAAGAAGGGUGCAGAUGUUAAUUCCCGAGGGGGGGAAAUGGGGAAUGCACUCCAGGCUGCCUCAUCAAAUGGGAAUGAAGAAAUUGCACAGUUGCUGCUGGAUAAAGGUGCAGAAGUCAAUGCACAAGGAGGAGAAUAUGGAAAUGCACUACAGGCUGCCUCAUCAAAGGGAAAUGUGGUAAUUGUACAGUUACUGCUGGACAAUGGUGCAGAUGUCAAUGCACAAGGGGGGGAAUAUGGGAAUGCACUUCAGGCUGCCUCAUCUAGUGGGAAUGAAGAAAUUGCACAGUUGCUACUGAAGAAGGGUGCAGAAGUCAAUACACAAGGAGGAGAUUAUGGAAAUGCACUACAGGCUGCUGUAUGGUUGAAGAAUGAAGCACUUGUCUCAUUGCUGCUGGAGAAGGGUGCAGAUGUCAAUGCAGAAGGUUUCAAUACACAAGGGGAGGAAUAUGCAAAUGCAAUGGAGGUUGCUUUAUGGCAGGAGAAUUUGAAGAUUCUUCAGAUGCUGGUGGAGAAGGGCGCAGAUGUCAAUGAAGAAGGAGGUGAAUAUGGAAAUGCACUCCAGACUGCUGCAUUCUGGGAGGAUGAAGCACUUGUCUGGUGGCUGGUGGAAAAGGGUGCAGAUAUCAAUGCACAAGGGGGGAAAUAUGGAACUGCACUCCUGGCUGCCUCAACAAUUGGGAAUGAAGCAAUUGUACAGUUACUGUUGAACAAGGGUGCAGAUGUCAAUGCACAAGGGGGUGAAGAUGGGAGUGCACUCCAGGCUGCCUCAGGGAAGGGGCAUGAAGCAAUUGUCAGGUUGCUUCUGGACAAUGGUGCAGAUGUCAAUGCACAAGGGGGGGAAUAUGGGAGUGCACUCCAGGCUGCCUCAGGGAAGGGGCAUGAAGCAAUUGUCAGGUUGCUUCUGGACAAUGGUGCAGAUGUCAAUGCACAAGGGGGGGAGGAUGGGAGUGCACUCCAGGCUGCCUCAAAAAGUGGGAAGGAAGUAAUUGUCAAGUUACUGCUGGACAACGGUGCAGAUGUCAAUGCAGAAGGGGGGGAAGAUGGGAGCGCACUCCAGGCUGCCUCAUAUUCUGGGCAUGAAGUAAUUGUUAAGUUACUGCUAGACAAUGGUGCAGAUGUCAAUGCACAAGGGGAGAAAUAUGGGAAUGCCCUCCAGGCUGCCUCAGAGAAGGGGCAUAAGGCAGUUGUCAAGUUACUGCUGGACAAUGGGGCAGAGGUCAAUGCACAAGGAGGUAAAUAUGGAAAUGCACUCCAGACUGCUGUAUACAGGAAGUAUGAAGUAAUAGUACAGUUAUUGCUGGACAAUGAUGCAGAUGUCAAUGCACAAAGGGGGAAAUAUGGGAAUGCCCUCUAUGUUGCCUCAUAUUCUGGGCAUGAAGCAAUUGUCAAGAUGCUCCUGAAGAAGGGUGCAGAUGUCAAUGCACAAGGGGGGAAACUUGGAAAUGCCCUCCAGGCUGCCUCAUAUUCUGGGCAUAAAGUAAUUGUCAAGUUACUGUUGGACAAUGGUGCAGAUGUCAAUGCACAAGGUGGUGAAGAUGGAAUGCACUCCAGGCUGCCUCAGAGAAGGGGCAUGAAGCAAUUGUCAAGUUGCCUCUGGAGAAGGGUGCAGAAGUCAAUGCAGAAGGAAAGAGAUAUGGGAAUGCAAAUGGAUAUUGAGGACUUGGAAGUCCAUUCCCAGUCACAAUCUCAGCUGCAAUCAUUACCACCACCUGAAUACAUAACUUCCCAAGAGUCCAACAGUGAACUAUAUUCUGACACACCACCAAAUGGGUCAUUACAGUGGAAUCCUGCAACAACAGCAAAUACCAAUGGUAAACGGAAAAGGGGAGAGAAGGAAGGAAUAAAUGACAAUGUGGAUGUGGUUGAUAAUGAUGAUAAUCCUGUCACAAAGAGGCAGAGACAGAUCCAAGAUGUCCGACAGCCGCACUCAAACUACAACCACUUCUUCCACCGCUGGCCCUUCGCGGUCACACCUCCGCCUCCUGCCAAUCCCGUCGGUCAAGAAAGCAAGGACGAGAUUCUGAGGAGGGUGCAUGAGAAGGUCUGUAGAAUGAGGGAGAAGAAGGCAGCAGCAGCGGCCAAGACAAAGGCCGAAGAAGAAGCGGCUAGGAAGGAAACCGCAACAUGGAAGGAGGAAAGAAGAAGGUUGUUGGCCGAUGUGGCGACCACAAGAAGUCAGAGGGGGACUUCUCCUAGUGAGAUGUCAGUUUCCCCAUGGAGGCCCAUUGUGGAACUUCGGCGGGCGACUAAGAGCAAGGGAAAGGGGAAAGCCAAGACCCAGCCGGUUGGUGGAGACCCCAAUGACGGCAACGACAACAAUGACAACAACGAGGACCGAGCGCCCUGCGAGCAGUGCCGAAACACGAAACUCCCUUGCCAGAUGCAGGCUGGCAAGAGGAGUUCCAUCAUUUGUAAACCCUGCCAUGACGCCAAGGUGAGGUGUUCAUACUCGGGUCAUCCUACAACCUCGAAACAGCGGGAAGGCGGCUCCGGCGAGCGCAUCGCUGGGAUGGAGAGUCAAAUGGUGCAGAGUCUUGCUGACCUCCGGGCCCUACGGGAGGCCAACUCAAAAUCCCAUCAAUACCUGCGCCAGUUGUUGAGAAGACAGGAAGACAACCAUGCCCGCCUUAUAGCCAUGGAGAUGAGAAUGGCGAUGAUGGGUAUGGGGGAAGAACCAGCGACGGCGGGACCAUCGAAGAGGAGUACCGAGCGGCAGCAACCGCUGAAGCGACAAAGGGUCAUGGAGGAGAGUGAAGAAGAAGAGGAAGAAGAGGAAGAAGAAGAAGAAAAAGAAGUGGAGGAGAAGGGAGUAGAGAAGGAUGGAGAGGGAGAGGAGGAGGAGACGGUGCCGACGGAGGCGCGAUCGCAGAAGGGAAAGGAGAGGGCAGAGGAGUAG
This is a messenger RNA of Lentinula edodes (shiitake mushroom), 4780 nucleotides long. RefSeq names its product ankyrin repeat-containing domain protein. The coding region runs from base 62 to 4780 and encodes 1572 amino acids. The transcript is spliced from 11 exons. Gene Ontology annotation, molecular function: protein binding. The record is from RefSeq and is a predicted model, not a curated record. NCBI's taxonomy places the organism in Eukaryota, Fungi, Basidiomycota, Agaricomycetes, Agaricales, Omphalotaceae.